This is a messenger RNA of Monomorium pharaonis (pharaoh ant), 4434 nucleotides long. It is a transcript of the gene MARCH6, whose product is annotated as E3 ubiquitin-protein ligase MARCHF6. Bases 393 to 3323 code for a protein of 976 amino acids. Lineage: Eukaryota; Metazoa; Arthropoda; Insecta; Hymenoptera; Formicidae. Gene Ontology annotation, cellular component: endoplasmic reticulum membrane. The record is from RefSeq and is a predicted model, not a curated record. Gene Ontology annotation, molecular function: zinc ion binding. The transcript has 7 exons.
GGAUAUAGAAAACCUGACGUGUCGUGUAAUAACAUUGAACCGAUGUGUUGUGUCACUGCGUGUCAUUGAACGUAUCAUUUCGGCCUCGUGCGUUAUUUGCAUAUUGCAUGUAAAUAAUACGCGAUUGUGUCUGAUUGUGUCGAACAGUGACGUGGCCUAAAAUUCACGCAAAAACACGUAGAUUCUCAUUUCGCGGACUCGGCGGUUUUGUUUUCCUUUCUUUUUUACAUGCGUGCACGAUACGAGCCUCGUCAUCGUCGUCCGCGCCGUUGAUCUUCCGCAGUUCAAAUUAUUUCUCGUGAACAGGAGAUUAAAUGCUUCGGUCUUACUGAUAGAAGCUCACUUCUGACUUCCCUCGCUCGUAAUACGUGGCUCCUUUUAAAGUACCAAACAUGACGGAGGACAUGUUGGGUGCGGACAUUUGCAGGGUCUGUCGGUCAGAGGGCCUGGCCGACAGACCCCUGUUUCAUCCCUGUAUAUGCACGGGCAGCAUCAAAUGGAUACAUCAGGAAUGUCUGGUACAGUGGAUGCGCUACUCGCGCAAGGAGUAUUGCGAGCUCUGCGGUUACCGCUUCUCGUUCACGCCUAUAUACAGUCCGGACAUGCCACGGCGUUUACCGCUAAGGGACGUUGUUGGCGGUUUGUUCUCAAGCAUCGUCACCGCCGUGAAAUACUGGCUGCAUUACACACUGGUGGCGAUCGCUUGGCUAGGAAUCGUCCCUCUAACCGCGUGUCGCACGUACAGAGCUCUCUUCAGCGGGCCGCUUGAUUUAGUUCGGAUAAUGUCUUUACCAAUGGAUAUGCUUUCUACCGAGAAUAUAUCAUCGGACGUGUUUCACGGUUGCUUUGUAGUUACUUGCACUUUGUUCGCGUUCAUCGGCCUGGUGUGGCUACGCGAGCAGAUUUUACACGCGGGCGGUCCCGACUGGCUUGAGAGAGAUGUACAGUUACCACCAGUCGACAAUCCACCACAAGCAAACGCACAACGACCACAUCAACCUCAGGAACAGCGCGCUAUGCCGCAAGAAGUUCAGGAUAACAAUAAUAUUCCUCCUUUCAUUGAUCCGCCUAUCCCACAAGAAGGAGAAUUACAUAAUGAAGAUCAACGUCCCAUAUACCGAGAAGCAGAAAAUUUAGCCAAUAAUCCACGAAUUGGCGAACCUGAGGAUCUAAUGGGCGAUAUACAAGCACCAGCUCCUGCCGCACCACCCCUUCCAAUCAGGGACGAACUCGGCGUAGAUGGUGGUCAGGCGAAUGCUGCGGGUGGCGAGCGUUGGGCGAGACACGCGGCAGUGCAGGCACACCUGGUAGGACAAGGUGAGGCCGAGGAGGCCAAUUGGAAUCCUAUGGAAUGGGAUAGACAAGCGGAGGAAUUAACUUGGGAACGUCUCUUAGGAUUGGAUGGAUCUCUUGUCUUUCUUGAACAUGUCUUCUGGGUUGUGUCCCUAAACACCUUAUUUAUCAUGGUAUUUGCUUUCUGUCCUUAUCAUAUCGGUCAUUUUACGAUAGCGGGAUUGGGUCUGCAGGAACACGCGGCUGCGUCGCAUUUUGAAGGUCUGGUGACUACGUUGUGCGGAUACUGCGUUAUUGGAGUUUGUCUGGUGGUCCUCCACACUCUCGCCGCAGUAUUAGGCUUUCAACGCUCCCAACGUAUCUUAGGACUCUGUUACGUUAUCGUCAAAGUCUCUUUGCUCUCGGUCGUAGAGAUCGGCGUACUUCCAUUAGUUUGUGGUUGGUGGUUGGACAUCUGCUCGCUGGCGAUGUUCGACGCUACGCUCCGAGAUAGAGAAUCCUCAUUUAGACUCGCUCCCGGCACGUCCAUGUUUAUUCAUUGGCUAGUGGGGAUGGUUUACAUAUAUUAUUUCGCGUCGUUUAUUCUUCUCUUACGCGAGGUUCUGCGGCCCGGCGUUCUCUGGUUUCUGCGAAAUUUGAACGAUCCCGAUUUCUCUCCUAUACAAGAAAUGAUACAUCUUCCCAUAUUGCGACACGUACGACGACUAGUCGCGUCCGCAAUCAUAUUCGGUACGGCAAUUUUACUGAUGCUGUGGUUGCCCGUGAAGAUCUUGAGAUGGGCUUGGCCAGGAUUUUUACCCUACACUGUGACUGUACAAAGCGAAGCUCAGGUCAGUGAACUCUCAUUGGAGCUACUUCUGUUGCAAGUGAUCCUUCCCGCGUUGUUAGAACAGUCGCACACACGCACAUGGUUGAAAGCCCUAGUAAGAGCAUGGUGCCGCGUGGUAGCGUGGAUGCUGGAUCUGCAAUCGUAUCUUCUGCGGGAUCAGGCGGAUGAUCCGGGACCAGCGGUGAUCGAGGAGCCGCAACAUCCGGACUUGGGUGCCGCGCAUCAAGCGUUGCUGCAGAGAGAGGGACCCACAGGAUUUCAACCAUAUGUCAGACCACGAUGGUUUCCUGCAAGAUUAAUCGGGCUACUAUUCUGCGUUUGCGUGUCCCUCGUGAUUGCUAGUUUAAUCGCUAUGACGCUGCCCGUAUGGCUUGGACGCAGAGUGAUGGCAUUGUGGAUGGUAGGGGCGCCUGCUCCGUCUCCGCCUGUAUUAGCGCCUACAUUAACUGGUUCCGAUGGUGGCGAAACUGUUGGUUCUUUAUCCGGAAGAGUACACGAGGUAUACACGAUAGCCUGCGGGACAUACGUAUGUUGGGCCGCGGCUCGAGGCUUAGCAUUGGCAUUUUCCUGGCUGCCCCGCGGCCGAAGGGCCAUCGUAGAUCGGAUCAAACACUGGGCAAUCUUGGCCGUGAAGGCCUCAGUGGCGUUCGUGCUACUUGUCGGAGUUAUACCGCUCCUAUUCGGUCUUCUUCUUGAAUUAGUUGUGGUGGUUCCAUUGCGUGUCCCAUUAGAACAAAAUCCCAUCUUAUUUAUCUGGCAAGAUUGGGCCUUGGGCGUAUUAUAUACGAAAAUAGCCACCGCCGUAACGAUGAUGGGACCGGAUUGGCGAAUACGUCUUGCUAUCGAACGAGCGUACAAUGAAGGGAUAAGGGAAAUGGAUUUGAAAUUUGUCAUCAAGGAAUUAGCGGCCCCUGUAAUAUGUUGCUUCGGCCUCGCUCUCGCGGUUCCUUACGCCGUGGCCUACGGAAUAGUUCCACUUUUUGUGACUAAUCUGCAGACCCAGAUUCUCAUCGCCAGACGUCUAUAUCCUUUUCUUCUUUUAGUAAAUCUGGUCGGCGCAGUAAUCUGCUUUCAGGUACGUCAGUUCAAGAAGCUGUACGAGCAUAUUAAGAAUGACAAGUAUCUCGUGGGGCAAAGGCUCGUGAAUUAUGAGCAUCGUAAUAAAUCACAGACCCAGCAUCAAUCACAAAGACCGAGCUAACGGUGUUAGUAGGCAUAAUAUUGUUACGGGCGGAGGACGGAUUAGGAUUAGCUUCGUGUACAUUCUUUAAGAACUACUUACCGAUUUAUAAUUUAUAUUAUACAUAUACAUAUACCCAACAAACCACGAAUGUAAUUACUAUAUAACAUAGAUGUAAACCAUUAUAUUUAUGUAUAUGUUACAUAGCAAUUAUAUUUGUAUUUGUUGGAUAUAUAGUCAUGAUUUUAUUUUUAAUAUUAUAAUUUAUUGAUGUAAAGCGAUACUGAAUAAAUCAAAGACUGUUAUCCAGUGUAUCGCUUCUCACUCCGAUACUUCAUACUUUUAAUCAUAUGUAUAUCAGUUAUGAUUAUUGAACAAAGAAUGAACAAGAUUUCAAUCGCAUUUGCAGUAACGAAGAAAACCGUGAUUGUAGAACUAUGAUAAAUAUGUUGAGAACAACACAAUUUUAUUCUUUGCUAAUUAACUCCAAAAUUAUGACGUAGUCCAACUUGUGCCUAUUCUAUAAUUUCUUAAUGUAGCCGUAUUUUAUCAACAUCCGUCAUGCCAACGUGUCGUUAUAUAAAUAUAACAUACGGUUAUAAAACUGCAUAAAACAAAGAUACCAGUGGUUAAUAUAUUGUCGUUAGGAAGUCAUAGAAUAGACAUACAGAAGUAUAAGACAUAAAUGUUACAGAUAUAAAUGUACAGAAUAAAAUCUUGAUGAUUCUUUUAGAUCUUAUAAUUAUGAGAGGUAGAGAGAGAAGGUAGAAGGGGAGGGAUAAUAAUGGGAGGAAAAAAGAAAUAUGAAAGUACACAUCGUAGUUAUUGUUAUCUAAUAUAGAAUAUUAUUUCGAUCUCUAUGUAGAUAAUCAAAUUUAUAUAAAAUCUACAUACAUUUGACUAGCGGCAAAUUUAGUGUAAUCUGAUAUUUUAUUAUAACUUCAAUUGUGUUUAUGUGCAAAUUGAAGUUUCGUCUACGGGUUAUGUUUUUGUCGUUAAUUUUUGUUUUUAUUCGAAUAUGAGAAUCAAUUGUUUCUAAUUUAUGCGCAAAUCACAUGUAGAUACCCGAUGAUACGGUAUAUACAUGUAUAUAUAAAACAUAUUUCCAAUAAACUAAUAUUUUAUAAGAAAA